AUGAAAACUGACCUGGAGCUCGCCCUGGAGUGCAUCAUCAACAUCUACCACCAGUACGCUGUGAAGCGCCCCAUCGAUGACUAUCUGAGCAAAGAGGAGUUCUCAGAGCUGCUGAAGAAGGAUGCCCAGCCCUUCCUCCACAACACCAUGCCGCCCAACACGACCGUUGAUGACUACAUUGGCAAGCUCUAUGCCAAAGCAGACAGCAACCACGAUGGUCGCCUGAAGUUCACCGAGUUCCUGACCACGCUGAAUCUCGUAUUCAUUGAUGCCCACAAUAGGUCCCACGGCAGGGGCCAUGGCCACGGGCAUGGCCAUGAGCACGAGCACGGCCACCGACAUGACCACAGCCACGACCAUGGCCAUGGUCCCCGCAAUUGA
Molecule: messenger RNA, 381 nt
Organism: Apaloderma vittatum (bar-tailed trogon)
Lineage: Eukaryota; Metazoa; Chordata; Aves; Trogoniformes; Trogonidae
Product: protein S100-A9-like
Exons: 2
Coding region: 1-381 (126 amino acids)
Biological process (GO): endothelial cell migration
Cellular component (GO): cytoplasm; extracellular exosome
Molecular function (GO): calcium ion binding; transition metal ion binding
Source: RefSeq, a predicted model, not a curated record